AUGUCUGUGGGAUCCUCUGCUACUACAAACCGCUUUGCCAUUCAUCAAUCAUUAACAGACAACAAGAACAAGAAACACAUGUCAACUACUGCUACUACUGUAACAUCCGCAGCGUUUUCUCAUUAUCAAUUCAAUGCUGCAUCCAGCAACAACAACAACAACAACAACAAUAGCAAAUUCUCAUACAGAUCAUGCCCCAUCUGUGAACAGCGAUUGCUCGUCAGAAUCAAUGGCUCAUUUGUGUAUAAAUGGAUCAGUACACACUUCUCUACACAUCAUCAUGAGUGGAUGCAUGUCGUUGUCAAUUUACAUGAAUCAUAA
Mucor velutinosus is the source of this 321-nucleotide messenger RNA. RefSeq lists its product as uncharacterized. The coding region runs from base 1 to 321 and encodes 106 amino acids. The record is from RefSeq and is a predicted model, not a curated record. Lineage: Eukaryota; Fungi; Mucoromycota; Mucoromycetes; Mucorales; Mucoraceae. The transcript has a single exon.